Impatiens glandulifera is the source of this 1198-nucleotide messenger RNA. RefSeq lists its product as uncharacterized. Lineage: Eukaryota; Viridiplantae; Streptophyta; Magnoliopsida; Ericales; Balsaminaceae. Bases 130 to 933 code for a protein of 267 amino acids. The record is from RefSeq and is a predicted model, not a curated record. The transcript has a single exon.
CUCUCCUCCUCUCUGUAAAUUCCUUCAAUUCCGAAGGAAGAACACAACGAAGAAGACGAAGAAUCAUCAUCAUCAGAUCUAUAUCAUUUGAUCACAAGAACAUCAGAAUUCACACAAAUCCAUUCGGUAAUGAAGUGCAAAAAGCAUUUAAACGAUUCCACAAGCGAAAUCGGCGUAUGCGCAUCUUGUCUCCGUGAACGUCUCUUCUCAUUAAUAUCCAUUCAAGCAACAGAAGAACGUAAGGAAUCAGAAUCACAACAUCAUCCUUAUGCUGCAUGUAAUCGGAAUUCAAAUUUGAAUCACAAUGAACAACAACAUCAUCUACAUCAUAGCAUAUCCGAACAACGAUUCUUCUCUACUCCACAGGUAUGGUCUACAUCUUCAACUAACGAUGUAGACGUAAUGAAAAAGAAGAAGAAGAAAAGUCGAUUCUCUGUCAUAUCAAACUUAUUCAGAUCUAAAUCUGAUAAAAUACGAAUGGAAUCAACAAUUAACAACGUUGUUGUUGAUUCUUCAUCAUCAUCAACAGCAUCACCUUCCUGGUUUACAACUAUGUUAUCAACAAACAAAAAGAAGAAAUCGAGAUUAUUCUCCUUUCAUAAAACUACAUCUCGUACAACAAGAGAUCGUGGUUCAACUUCAGAUAAUGUUUAUGAAGAAGAUGAAGAUAGUUUCGAAAGAUCUAGCGGUUAUUCAUCUGAAUCUUCAUACGGAUAUAACAAAAGAACGCCGAUGAAGAUUGCUGGACGGCCUAGUCAUUCGAGAAACAGUACUAUGAGUCCUUUGGUUCGAUUGAAUCAGAAAGGAAUGCCGAUGAACUCCGGCGACGUUAGAUUACCGCCGGCGAGAACUCCGUUAUCGAACGGUUCGUCGUUUUGUUCUAACAGAUCGCGAAAACUUAGCGAUGUUGGAAGAUUCAAUCACAACCGUUGAUUUGGAUAAUCUAGUCAAAAGCAACUACCGUGGAAUAGUGAAAGUACGGUUUUACCCCUCUAUGAUUUAUCCUUUUUUUUACUUUUACUAUUACAAAAAGAAUUCAUAUAGGAAAAAAAAAUUCUAUUCAUAUAGGUUUAAUAAGGAUAUGAUUUUUUUUGGGUAAUCAAAUAUGGAUGUAAUUAAAAAUUAGGAUAAAGUUUGUGGAUCAAUUUUUACAUUAAUUGAUCUUUUAUGGACUUAUUUAUAUAUUUUGCGAAUAUUU